AUGUUGUCGGCUGCAGCUACGGCCUAUGCCUUCAAUCACAUCGUUCUACCACCAAAGCUACCACAGCAGGACGACCGCGAGACCGUAUACGAAUUGGGCCUACUCGAGAUCGCCGUCCACGCCCUCGAAUCUCUGAAGCUCAACGUCAAACACGAGCACAUUGGAACCAUCACAUCUGCCAUAGAAACUGUCAAUAAUCUUCGAGGCUGCCGCGACGAUGACGGCAACACUAGUCAAAGUCAGCUACAGCACAUCCUUACCAAAGCUACGAACGGUGUCACAAUCGGUGCAAUUCCCUUGGAGAUCAAGGAACAAAAUGCCGGAAUCCUUGUGAGCCGCUCUUCGGAUGGCCUGGACUUCGAGUUCUUCGAGCUUUCGCCAACCAAUGCGGCCGCGAUGAGCCCAGGUCGCCUAUUGCGAACGUUCCCAGCUUAUGCAUCAAGGAUACCCGUUGGAGACGUCAAUCCAGAGCUUCUUGAGUCUAUCGCUGGUACUCUAGCCACAAUGACGACGCAGCCUGUGCCUGGUUUCCAGUCUCACAUUACCAAAAACCACGUACAGAUGGUCGAGGAGCGCGAUACAACGCAUCCAGGCCUGGCCUGUGACUUCUUGAUGAAUAUGAUCAGCGCCUUCGGAGAGCCGACGGAUGUGAAGCGUAUCACGAAGAACACUCGUGAGGAGGUCCUCUGGUGUCAGUGUUUGGCACCGUGGCGACGGUCUCCCUUGUGGCUGUUGCUCCGUGUUUCGCUGCAACUGGUGUUCGCUCGCAAAGCACCCGACACGCUCUCUAGUGACGGCCUUUAUAAAUCCUUCAUGAUUUUCCUGCUAGCACGAAUAAUCGACCUAGCGAAACACCACUGGAAGGAAAUGGAUAGCGAGGCUAUAUACAUUGCCUCAUCCAAGCUGACCCAGCGAUUGCGCAAGUUCUCGCUCCUCAAGCAGACAGGAUGCUUGCAGCCAGGCUGGGCGCAGCAUAUCCACGACAAGAUGCUCGACGCUCACAAACUCAUCAAGCAGCACUGGCAGAAUCGAAUUGACAGCUCUCGAGCUAAUGUCAACUUCAACGCAAUCGCCAGUCUGAAGCCUGAGGCCGACCUCGAUAUGUACCUCUUGGGCUUAGAUGUCUUCUUAUCCAGCAUCAAGUCCCGACAGCAAGAAGUUGAGCUAUCUACAUUCUCGCCAAGCGACGAGUAUCCAUCCUACCACGCUACUGAGCUACCAACUAGCCUGCAGCUAUCAGACAUCGAUGAAGGUAGAUACUUUCGUCUAGCCGCUAUAGAGGAUUGGGUCGAACAUCAUCUUGCUGGCUGGGCUAGUCAUCAUCUUCACGAUGAGAAUGCGUGUAGCAGACUCUACGGUCUGAUUACCAGCUAUUUUGGGGCCGCCAGUGAAGCCUACGCUCGAGAUCCUAUCGGUAUGUCGAUCAUGUAUCUCACAGUCACUGAGUUGUGGGUUGCAUGCGAUACGAUCGCCUGUAAUAUCUAUCCCCUGCUGUUCGACUACGAUCCUGAGGUCGACCUGACAGAGUUUCAAUGCCUCACACUUCCUCUGAAGAGCCAUCUACAGCGCUUGCACGCCGUUGAAUCCUACGUUCAAUCACGACGCCCCCAACGAAAAGAGCAGAGAUCAUCUGUUUUUCGGGAGUUUGGACACCUCUCUUCCUUCGCUGUCAGAUACUACGAUCAAUGCCAGUCACUCCAGGCUACACUAUCGAAGAUUGAGAUUGAUGCAGCUGCCAAGCGUCAAGAGAAGUGUGAAGAGCUGGUGGAUCUCAAGCGUCAACACGCAGAUUACAUGAAUCGCUACGAGACUACCGAGUGUCAGUAUGUGACAUCGAUAUACGACUCCAAUCAUGGAUACACGGAACAGAAGCAUUCCAAGAAUUGCGACAGGUGUACAGCCAAGAACAGGGCAAAUGGGCUCACGAUUGAGCUUUUCGAAUGGCCACUUUCACCUAAAUUGCCCGAAGCAAAAGCAACGAUCUUCGAAUUGAUGAUUCCUGAAGCAUACAGCGACUGGCGCGAAACAACAGCCUAUCUCAUCGCCACUGUUCUCGGCUACAAGGACGCGAACUUGACACGACCAUCCUGCUCAUAUACGCUCGACAUGCAUCAUGACUUAUCGCAUCUCAUUUCUUCUCGGUAUCAUGGGCGGCGUAUUGUUCCGCUCUCGCAAGUCAAGAGCCACACUGUUACCCACCGGAAGAUGAAGAAGGCCAUUCCACACUUGACUGACAACGAUGUCUGUCUCAAAAAUGCGCUACAAUAUAGAAUGUACGACACAGUGCAAGGAUCGUUUACGAAACAGCCGAGUUGUACAGAGGAGGUAUCGGAGAACUGUGUCUACCACUUGCCGGAGCGAUCAAAAGCACUUGAACGCUUCAUGCAUCGACCGCCAACUUCACCAGACGGUGAGCAAGCCAACGAAGUGAUUGCUAGUUUAUUUGACUGUCCAGUUCACUUCUCCAUCGACGAAUACAAAGCUUUGGCAGCGCUACCUUUGGGACACAACAUCGUCUACGCAAACAUACUCGCUGAACUUGCGAUUCCUACUGUCGACUUCACGAAGAUCGAAACGCAAUGCAUGGUAUUACAAUCUGUACAGCAGACUGGCCCGCCAAGCCAACGCAUCGAGCGUGAAAGCCAUCUGAUCCUUGCCGAGGCUUCUUUCGGUCAUGCCAUGCUUCGACAGUUAGAGACAGGGCUGGAACGCAUUCGAAUGAACAGCCAAUCAUGGCGAUCGGCAGCUACAUUCUCUUUGCUCGCUCGAAGGGUGCUGAGCUUUGCAUCAGCAUUAGAAGUUCGCGUUCGUGCAAUCGACUUCCUGGUCGACAUGCACACUGUCUGCCAUGCCUGGCUGAGAGCGCUGACUGAGAGGGCGGCUGCCAUGCCUAACGAAAGCUUGGAGAUCGCGCUGUUGUGCAUCAGCACUUAUGACGUCGAGGAAGCUGAUGUUGCGACCAUUCUUCAGCGAAAGUCGGCAAUUUCCAUAUUGCUUCAAUCGUCGAUCGUCAUUCAGGACAAGCACGGGGCAGUCCUAUCCGAGCACCCAGAUUUGUUCAACGUUACAUUACGAGCUUGGAAUCGUCUGAUGUAUCGCUUGCUACCUACGCUACGCACCCUUAUUCUCAAGGAUAGUAGCGGUCUCUCGGAGGCUAUCACCGCGAACUGGUUUGCGUUCGAGCCAACUUCACCUCAGGGUUGGCAAGCGCUCCCCGAGCAUCAAGAACAUUGGCUUCAUACUAAGUCAUUGAGGUCAGGAUCAGAGUCAGGGCAUCUGCCAGUACACUUUAACUUGCUUACUGGUGAGCUGCUUGUCAAUGGACUUCCUCUCGAUCGACUGCCCUCAGAAUACAUGCGCCACAUCAUGUACGCGCCACUGUUCGGUAAAUCAACCCUGGAAGUCGUGCCAACAGGAGAGCCUGGACUAAGGUUCUCGGCGAAGAUGAAACACAAAGAAUACAAUCUUCACUUCGGCAUGAGUGGCGAUGACAUGCUUCUGUUGGCUAUCGGACAUGGCAAGAAGCUCGAGUUGCUUCCUUCACGUCUUUUCCAAGGCUUGUUACCUCAGUCUUUGGUGACAGAUGCAGUCCACUUCUAUGAUUCAGAAGCUCAAGAGGUCAUCUUUCAACCAUUGUACUCUCCAUGGCCUACUGAGAUUGAUGCUGCGCGGUGGCGUCUCGUCCGACACGCAUCAUCAUGGCGACUGGUCAAAGGCGAGACUAUCAUGAUCGAUGUCAACAGCUAUACAGCUCUUCGCACAGCCACAUAUCGAGUUGCGAGUUUCGGCGCAGAGGAAUGGACCUCUUCGCUAGACGUGCAGUACGCUGCGCGUGACACCCAACUGAUUCCAAAGAGAGGAGAACGAGCUUAUGUGAUAGCCAGCUUGAUCUUGCGCAAUCAAUUUGCUCUUCACAACCCCAUACCCGAUCUCAAAAGCGUACUUGUUCAGAAACACAUCGCUAGCGCUACUGUCCACGGCGUGGACAACAUGUAUGAUCUCAGACGUCUUGGAUAUGAUUCAAAAUGGUUAGGGGUCGCAUCGGAGCACAUCAAGGUUGCCUGGUGCUCUUUACAGGAAGGUUUGACUGGUGUAACUACAUACGUCAAUCGCUACAACCUCGCCACUUGGCUUUCCACAAUGGCCUUCGCAGAUAAUGCCGACUUCGAUGUCAUCCAAGCUCUGGCUCUAUUUUACAGGUCACCGCAGGCUUUCUCAGCGGUGCAGCCACCUGCAGUGCCUGAGUUCGACCUCGCUUGGGGGCAUGACUUCCAGGACUCUCAGAUCACUGCCACUCUGCGGCUCGAAUCCAAGCAGUAUGGACAAUCUGCCGAAGCUUCGCUACCCAAGUUAGACUCAGAGAACAAGCGGCAGCAUCGCGAUAGGAAGAAGCAAACAUUCGAAGAUCGGAAGGACAACGCCAUACAGGGAUUUGUGAGCAGUCUAUCGGCACAAUGGCCAGUACAGAGUCCCACAACACCAUCAGCGACGGAGUAUACCACAUAUCUCAAUGUAUCCAAGUCUAUGGCAGCAAUACGGAUACGAAUUGAACAUUGGUACAACAAUCGCCAGUUCAUGGAUUAUUUGGCCCACGUUUCAACGGUAAUAGCGCACCAACCUGCCUCGAGCGUGGUGGCGCCGCGCCACGUACUCACUCUUCCGCCCAAGAAAGGCUACAUUGGCGAAAACAUACAUCAUUACAACGCGUUGGACAUCUUCGCUGCCGCGCCACCUCCGACUACCGGUCUCGUUCCACCUUGCGAACCCCUGGUGACCAUCGCGAGGGUACAGCGGCCUGAGAGCCAAUCUGAUAUGAGCGAAAGACUUUCCGCUUUCUGUGAGCAUCUUCUGACAGGCGCGAAGUCUGUGUGUGAGCGAGAAUAUGUGGAGACUCUACGAUCAAGCUGCAUAGCCUUGGACGCGCACGUCGCCAACAACAGCAUGCGCGACGAACUGCUUGUGAACGCCCAAUCUUUGCUUCAUGGGUAUCUGCAAGACUGCCAGAAACACAUCGCAGACUUCAAUUUCGCCCUGAAUGACCAUUCGAGCAGCGAAGUCGGUGUUCAGAUACAAUUCUCACCACGAAUUCAUCCUAAAUUUUGGUUGAGUCAACUCCAUAGAGACUGCUUCGACAACCUGUCAUAUCCUUGGCAAGAGACUGUCAUCAAGUAUGCGCUUGCUAUCACUAAUCUGCAACGCGCUCAGAGGUUGUUCCGCCUAUCCAAUAACCUUGUCGAUCUCCUCGACGAGCUCAGACACGUUGGCCAUUCCAAUUGGGAUGUAUAUCAGUAUCCCGAAACUCUGCUCAUAGAAGCUGAGAAUGGUAUGCUUGUCAGGAAAGAGCAGGAACACAUUGCGAGCCACAUGCGUUCACCAAAGGAUGGUCAAAAUGCUGUGCUUCAAUUGCUGAUGGGAGGCGGCAAGUCGACGACCAUCUUGCCCAUAUUGAGCGCUUUCCAUGGCGACAAGAAGAAGCUUGUGCGAGUAAUCGUCGGAAAGCCCCAGAGUAAACAGAUGCUGACAAUGCUGAUCGCCAAGCUUGGUGGCCUGUUGAACAGAAAGAUCUACCAACUGCCCUUCUCGCGCAACCUCCGACUGAGUGCUCAAGAUGCCAACACCAUCCACGAAAUCUACAAAGAAUGUGUUCGCGAGCGCGGUGUAUUGCUGGCCCAGCCAGAGCAUAUCCUAUCGUCAAGGUUGAUGGCUGUGGAAUGCGUACUUGUCGACGAGUCAGAGACCGCCCAGUCACUGUUAGCAACUCAGAAAUGGCUCGACGACGUGUCUUGCGAUUGUAUCGACGAAAGCGACGAGGUUUUCUCUACCAAAUUCGAGUCUGUUUACACGAUGGGCACCCAGCGAGCGAUUGACUACGCCCCUGAGCGGUGGUUAAUCAUCCAGGAAGUUCUAGCCCUCAUUCCAAAUGUGGCCAAGCGGGUGAAAGAAGAUCUGCAAGAAGCUGUUGAUAUACAGAGCGAUGGAGACGGGAUGUAUCCCAGGAUCAGGUUCCUCCGAACUGACGCUGCUGAUCGAAUUGUGUAUCUUCUUGCGACACGGGUCGUCGAGUCAGGCAUAGGAACUCCUUCUCGCACACAGUCACAAGCCAUGCAAGCGGCCAUCUUGCACUAUAUCUCCGUAUCAGAACUUGAAGCACAUGAGAUUGAAGUGGUGGAAGAAAGCAUGUUUUGGACCGAGACAACGAAGCCGGCAAUCCUUCUCCUACGUGGCUUGUUCGCUGGUGGUAUUUUACGAUUCGUCUUCCAAAAGCGAUAUCGUGUGGACUUUGGCCUGGACAGUCACCGUACCCCAAACACUCGCCUAGCUGUUCCGUUUCGCAGUAAGGAUGCUCCUUCGCCCAGGAGUGAGUUCUCUCAUGAGGAUGUGGUCAUCGUCUUGACACAGCUCUCCUAUUACUCCAAAGGUCUGGGUGAAGAUGAUCUUUUUGAAACGCUCACCCAUCUCUUGAAGUCGGAUCAAGCGGUUAUCCACUACGACGAAAUCGUGAGUACUGCAUCUUCGACCCUUCCCAAGGCUUUCAGGCAUCUCUCUGGUGUCUCCAUAAGCAAUCGAGAUCAAUGCAUCGCCGAAGUGUUCUCAGGUUUGAGACAUUCACGGAAGGCCAUCGACUACUAUCUCUCGUAUCUCGUCUUCCCGAAAGAGAUGAAGCACUUCCCCCAAAAGGUCAGUGCGAGCGGCUGGGAUUUAGCUGGGACCAACAAAGUCAAUGCAUCCACCGGCUUCUCUGGCACCAAUGAUACCCUGCAUCUACUUCCACUCGACAUCAAGCAUCUGGAUCUACCGAGUCAACAACACACCAAUGCUGAGGUUUUAUCGUUUCUGUUGAUGGACGAAACAUCCGUGGCCAAUUUACCUGCCCGUGCAAUUGGUAAUUUGGAUGGAGAAUAUCUUCUCGGUUUCAUCGAGGGAUUACACCCAGACAUCAGGGUUAUACUGGACUGCGGAGCGUCAAUCUUACAAAUGAGCAACCGAGAAGUGGCUGAAGCCUGGCUGAAGCUGCGAGACAACGACAUCUCGGCAAUAGUCUACUUCGAGAACGAACAGCUUUCAGUGCUGGACCGCACUUCCAAGGUCGAGUCUUUCCAAACCUCUCCUUACGCGAAAAUGCUGGAAUCGUGCAUCGUCUAUUUGGAUGAAAGCCAUACAAGAGGAACAGACAUACCCGGGCUACCACGACACUACCGGGCUGCCCUAACGCUAGGCAGUCAACUGACCAAGGAUCGCCUCACACAAGCUGCUAUGCGACUACGGAAGCUUGGAAAAGGUCAAUCAGUGUGUUUUGUCAUACCCGGAGAGAUACAGACAAAGAUCUACGAGCGAAGCGGCAAGCCAAUUGGUACUCCGAUCGAAACGUAUGAUGUAUUGGCGUGGGCGAUCGGCGAAACCUGGGCGGACCUCAAGAGGUCACUAGCACUCUGGGCAAUUCAAGGCCGGAGGUUUGAGUGCCAGAAAGGCAUGUUGAACGGCCUUGAUACUACCAAAGAACAAGCCAAGGCUUUUCUGGAAGAUGAAGCGGCAGAUUUGGAAACUCGCUACAAGCCAUCUGCACCGAACAACGACGAGUCCGCGCACCUCGACAACUGGGACAUGUCCAAUGACAACAUCGUCAGCAUCGUUUCACGAUGCCGUAGCUUCGAAGCUAUGGGUGGUUUUGAAGCAGCCGCCCUAACUAAGGAGCAAGAGUGUGAGCUUGCACCGGAAAUCGAAAUGGAGCGCGAAGUCGAGCGCCCACCACGCUUGAAGGCUCAUCCACAUGAUGUUCAUACAGAUCUGGAAAGCCUCAUCCACACUGGAACUAUCGUCUACGGCUCUAAGGCUUUCGUGCCUGCUUUCGUAUCUCUCAACACCACGAGCGCUGGAAAGCUGUUCAACCUGAGAAGUCUCCCCAAUGACUUACUGGUCACCGCAGACUUCAUGCGCACUGUUCAAAUACCCCCAGGAUCAACCCGAGCAUCUUUCGUUUCCGACUCGUACCAGCGCCCGGUGCAAUUUAUCCUGAGCGUGCCCAGCUUCAGCAGCCCAGGUACCAUGAGCAAGCUCAUCAUUAUGAGCCCCUACGAGGUCAAUCAGUUGCUACCCCUGAUUGGGCAGUCGGACAAGGUUACGCUACACAUCUACGCUCCACGGUUUAACGUCAGUUAUGCAUCGAUCGAUGACCUCAUGCUCUACAACGUCGGUCGAACCUUCUCGCCUGGUUCGGUCUCACGUAGCUUGACGAUGCAGCUUAAUCUCUUUGCUGGAAGUCUUUAUCUGCGCUCGUUGUCUGAGUGGGCCGAACUCUGUGAUCAUCUUGGUCUUCUGAAGGACACAGUAGAAGACGGUCAGGAAGCCUCUCCAGACGGGUUUGUCAUGCCGCCAGCCGGUAUCUGGAACUUGAAGAAGUCUCCCGUUCCCUUCUUGCGAGCAUGGCUUAUGAAGGUUCGGCGCGAAGGAGAGGGUAUCGAGAAGACCCAUAUGGGCAAGCUGUUAAGCGGGGCUAGGCUGGAGGAGAGCGAUUUUUCUGAGGAGGAGUAG
Alternaria viburni is the source of this 8529-nucleotide messenger RNA. RefSeq lists its product as uncharacterized. NCBI's taxonomy places the organism in Eukaryota, Fungi, Ascomycota, Dothideomycetes, Pleosporales, Pleosporaceae. Bases 1 to 8529 code for a protein of 2842 amino acids. The transcript is spliced from 4 exons. The record is from RefSeq and is a predicted model, not a curated record.